Molecule: messenger RNA, 1164 nt
Organism: Dictyostelium purpureum
Lineage: Eukaryota; Evosea; Eumycetozoa; Dictyosteliales; Dictyosteliaceae
Exons: 2
Coding region: 47-1024 (325 amino acids)
Source: RefSeq, a predicted model, not a curated record
ACCAAAUUCUACUUCAUCUUUAUACCAAACUUUUAAUAUUGGCCAAAUGUCACAACCCCCAUCACCAAAUUUUAUAAACUCAUCAAACAACUCAAUUCAAAAUGAAGCAGUUUCAGAUGAAGAAUUGGAGGAACAAUAUAAGGAAUACUUUUCCACAUUCAUAACAAAUAUUAUAGAAAAAGAACAAUUAUCCAACCUUAUAAAUGAUUUUUUUAAUAAUGAAAUCAAUUUAAGCAUACUAUUCAAAGAAUUUAAAGAGUUUCAAAUUAAUAAUAGUUCAUUUUUAAAUAGUUUGAUAGAGUUUUUUUUAAUUUUCGAUUGUACCAAUAAUAAUAAUGAAAUGUUAAAAUUUUUAAAAAAGCAUGGUGUUGAAGAAAAUGAUUUGGCAAUAGAUCAAAAAAGAUUAUCCCAUUUAUUUCAAGAAUUCGAAAGUGGAUUAAGAGGUCAAGAUAAAUCGUUUAAAAAAACAACAAGUAGAGGAUUAAGAAAUCCUCCAAAUAAAUGGACAAAAGAAGAAAGUUCAAAAUUAAUACAAUUAGUACAUGAAAAUGGUGAUAAACAAUGGAAAAAGAUUGCAGUACAAAUUGGAGGAGGUAAAACAGGUGCCCAAUGUGCUCAACAUUGGAAACGUGUAUUAUGUCCUGCAAUUAGAAAGGGUUCAUGGGAUGAGGAAGAGGAAGCAAAGUUAUUUAUAUUGGUUGAAAAGCAUGGUCAAAGUUGGAAGAAUGUUGCAAGUGAAAUUCGUACCCGUACUGACAUUCAAUGUAGAUAUCAAUAUUUUAAAUCGUGCAUGUCUAGGGAGGUACCAUGGUCCUCUAAAGAGGAUGAAAUUUUACAAAAGAAAGUUAUUGAAAGUAAACAAGAUGGUAAAGAAAUUGGUUGGAUGGAUCUUUCAAAAUCAAUGGCAAGAGCAAGACAAACUAAAAUUCCUAGAACCGCCUUAGAAUGCAAAAUAAGAUGGGAUUGUAUUUCAAUGGGCUCAAUAAUUGAUGGUUUACAUGACAAUAUCUCUUCAAACUUUUAAAAAAAAAAAAAAACUAAAAAAAAAAUUAAAACAAAUUAUAACAUCAAAAACAAUAAAAACAGUAUUAAAAUAUCGAUUAGUUUAGUUAAUAAAAUAAAAAUAUUUAUUAAUAAUAAAAUUUAUUAUUAUAUUUUAUAAAU